Beta vulgaris subsp. vulgaris (sugar beet) is the source of this 1151-nucleotide messenger RNA. RefSeq lists its product as hypothetical. The transcript is spliced from 2 exons. Lineage: Eukaryota; Viridiplantae; Streptophyta; Magnoliopsida; Caryophyllales; Amaranthaceae. The record is from RefSeq and is a predicted model, not a curated record. The coding region runs from base 169 to 891 and encodes 240 amino acids.
UAUAAAUAAACAAACCCUUUUGCACCUUUUUGCCCUUUUAAGCUCAUCAGCUUUUCUCAUACAUUUAUUAUUAUUCUUCUUUUUCUCUCUCCUUAGCCUCUUCUACCAAAUUAUCACCAAACAAACACUUCCUUCUUCUUCCACCCCCAAGAAAAAAAAAACUAAAAAAUGAAUGAAGGAUAUUACAGAGACUAUGGAGCAUGCUGUUAUUUCCACCCAAAAGAAGAAAUUGUAGGAGUUUGUCAUCUAUGCUUAGAUGAAAGACUCCUCAUUUUAGCAGCCAAACAAGGUGUUAAAUCCAAGUCCUCUAAAUUAAGCUCAAAAUAUGAUUAUUACUCAAAAAAAUGUAAAUCUUAUGAUAAUUUAUAUCAUAAUAAGCCAAAAUCCUAUGUUACCCUUCCUAAGAUCUUUGCCAUUGCAUCCUUCUUCAGCCACCGCCGCCGUCGCCAUGACUCCGAUGAUAUUUUUUUUGAUGAUGUUGAUACUACUUCCACCAGCUUAGAAGAUGAAUCAUUUAUAUCAAUCAAGUUUGGGGACAAUGGAGUGGCAUCAUGGGACAAGACUAGCAGUAGAGUGUCAAAGGUGCCACUAGAAGAAUGCAGCUUGUCAUGGGGUGGUCAAACUUCAGUCAAAGAUGCUACCAUUAACAUUAAGGGUAGUGGUAGUAAUAAUGUCAACAAAAGUGUGGUAGAGCAUGCCAAGCCACGGGGCGCGUCGCUGAGGUGGCGAAAGCGGAUUGGUCAGUUAUUUCAGGUCAUCAGAUGGAAAAAAUCUAGCAAGGCCAAUGGAGGAGGAGGAGGAGGGAAUAGUAAGGUUGUGGAGGGAGUGAAGGUGGUGAGGAAUAACAAAUAUGGUUGGAUAAGGACAUUAAAGGGUAGGACUAAGGAGUGAUAUAAAUUAAAGCACAUAUAUAUUGGACCGCUAGCUCUAUAUUACAACCAUUAAACAAAAUAGUGUUCAUCUCAAAACAAAAACAAAAAAAAAGUGUUGGAAUUUCUUUUCUUUCAUAUGUUUUGGUGUGUAUCUUGGGUUCAAUGUGAUUAUUAAGAUCAAUAUUAUCAUGAAAGAAAUAGGGUAUAGUCAUAUAUUUGUUGUAUCCUAAGUUUUUCAAAAGGGUCCCAUUAUCAAUUAUUAUGAUUUUUAAUUUGUAA